Anopheles arabiensis is the source of this 1161-nucleotide messenger RNA. RefSeq names its product leucine-rich repeat-containing protein let-4-like. The transcript has a single exon. Gene Ontology annotation, molecular function: protein binding. The coding region runs from base 1 to 1161 and encodes 386 amino acids. NCBI's taxonomy places the organism in Eukaryota, Metazoa, Arthropoda, Insecta, Diptera, Culicidae. The record is from RefSeq and is a predicted model, not a curated record.
AUGACGUGUACCAUAAGGAACUGGUCUCCCAGCGAGGAAGGCACAUUUUUGCUUUUCCACAUCCCGAACGAAACUUUUAUGUUGACGCUUAUCAAUCUUAAAGCCAACACAUUCAACCUGGACACUGUGAACAGGGCGAUAAGCUAUGUAACCGAGGUCGAGAUAGAACGAUCUUCCGUCAAAAAGGUGGUAAUGCCGUCCGCCGCUACCAUAUCACGUCUGAAGCUCGAAAAAACGUAUCUCAGCGAUAUAACGCUCGAAGUUGGCAAUGAAUGGUUAAGCUUUCUUACCAUUACCGACAGCCGGCUGAAAAGCGUCCCGGGCACCAUCGUGCAUCUGGUAGCGUUGGAGAUGCUCGAAAUAUCGAAAUCAUCUAUUGAAACGGUCAACUUGAAUCUGUUCAGCAAACUAACGCAACUGCGUCAUCUGAACCUGUGCGAUAACAAAAUACUGUUUCUUCAUCUGUCCGACGCAGCUGGGGGCAAUUUCGCGCAGCUGAGUGACUUGUUUCUCAGUGGCAAUCUGCUGACUACGAUCGACUUAAGCGGGUUCAGUAAUAUGAAGGUGUUGGAGACGCUAGAUCUCCAUAGCAACAGGAUCAGGCGAGUGCAAGGGGCGAUGGUGUCGAAAAACUUGAAAUUUCUCGAUUUAUCUGAGAAUCGUAUUGAGACGCUAGACUGUUGCGAAUGGAACAUUACCAGUUUGAACCGGUUCAAGCUGAGCAGUAAUGAAUUGGUGACGUUGCCAAGCUGCCUACCGUUGACCAUGCCCAACGUAAAUUACCUCAUAUUCCAAAGGAACGCGCUGACCGAUGGUGAUUCGUGGUACAGCCUUUUUACGCUGGAAGGAUUGCUACAGCUAGACAUUAGCUACAACCGGCUAACGAAGGCGGUAUUCGACAUCGUUUCGCAAUCAUUGUUGGUUCUCGAUCUGCAAAACAAUAACAUUAAAGUCCUGAGUGUUCCAGCGGCGGGCAAAGGUCUGAAGGUUCUGGCAUCCUUUAAUUCGAUCGAUACGUUCGAUAUCAAAAGCCUGUCUCCGAACGUUACGUUCUUGGAAAUGUUAGGCAACCCGAUCGACUGCACGUUCGAUCGAGCACGUAUGAGGAUUGGACAAGAACCUGUGUGCUACAUCUGUAAUACAUCUCAAAUACUAAAUUAA